Messenger RNA from Anopheles funestus (African malaria mosquito), 5040 nucleotides. RefSeq lists its product as uncharacterized. The record is from RefSeq and is a predicted model, not a curated record. The coding region runs from base 21 to 1454 and encodes 477 amino acids. NCBI's taxonomy places the organism in Eukaryota, Metazoa, Arthropoda, Insecta, Diptera, Culicidae. The transcript has 2 exons.
AUUACGAGUACGAGAUCAGCAUGUUCGACUAUACGGCAACGGUUGACAUCGAAGAAGACCAAAUAAUACUGCGAAAUGGCGUUGUAUGUCCGUAUAGUGUUGGUUGGUGUUUGGAUUCCGCGUACGGUUACCUCACCUGGGAGGUGGAUCGUCAAAAACUGUGCGAGAGAACUGAGUUCGAAAUCAUCUACGAGGGUACGGUCAACAAGACGUUCGGCAAUGACGGAAUCGCUAAUACGGAUGCUGUGUAUACCUUACUGACAAACGAGCAAAUGUUUUCCAUAAGGGCUCGCGAUGUGAAGCAAAUCUGCGGCUUUGACAGCUAUAAAACGGACCAUCCGAGGAUAUUCAUACUUGAGUUAAACGGUUAUCAAUCGCCGUUUCAACGCAAGGCGGUAAAUGGGAGAAACUUGGAUCUCUUUACCUACUUCAACUCCAAAAUAACUUUAGUGGAAAGUUACCUCGGGCAAAAGCUGAACGACGUCUACACAACGGUGAUGACGGAAUUGUGCAAAGUCGACACGGCGCUUCUAGAAACAAAACUAACGCUAGCACGUCUGAAUCCUAGCGAAUUCGUUUCUAAUUUGAUUAAACGACCUGGACACACGGCGGUAGUUGCCGCAGAAAUAUUGUACAUCAUUGAAUGCAAACCGGUGUUCGUCACCUAUGAGAAAAGAGAUGAAUGCUAUCAGGAAGUUCCGGUAAAAUACAACAAUCGCUCGAUGUUCAUAGCGCCAGUAACUAGAAUGUUACAACUGAAAGGCACCCAAAUAGUUUGCUCGCCAAUUCUUCCCGCGAAAUUCAACAUAGGAGGAAGAUGGUAUACAACAGAUCAAGGGCUACGAGAGACGACGGCACCGCAAGAGUUAACGACAGACAUCAUAACAAGCUGGUCCUACACCCCACUACCAAGUCUGAUGAAAAGUGGUGUAUAUGACUAUGAAAGUCUACAACAAAUGAAGGACAUGGUGUAUGAACAAAGCAAUAAGAGGAUCGCCUCUUCGGUCAUACACAAGAUGAUAUCUGGUCAGCAUCCGAAUCUUCAAGGCUUCACGUUUGAUACUCUAAUCCCCGAGAAUAUCAUUCACGGCGUGUUCGAUAAAUAUUGGUCUAAGUUCGUAUCAUGGUCAACGUGGCUGGGCAACGUCACGUCUACAGCAAUUGGCAUCUACAUGUUCACUCGAGUCGUUAAAUUCAUCAUUGACACCGUAAUUCAUGGAAGAAUCCUGUACGACAUCUAUGGCAUCGGUUGGCAGCUCUCAGCCGCAUUUUGGGAUUCGUUGACGAAUCUGUUAUCGCAUCGAAACCAUAUGAUGAAAAAGCGAUAUGAAAACGAACCACCAGAAGUCGUCACAAUCAACGAGAACGACGAAGAAGAAACUCAGGUACCACGUCUUCCAAACACCAAAACCAAGCUAUACCCCAACAUAUGCGCCAUCGAUAGUCCUCAAUAGCAGCGUCAUCCUACAAGUACGCCGCUCUUCAACUCAUCAGCCAAGCAUCGACACGCGUCCAAUUCAGGUAUCGGAGAGAGCUAAGUAGGUAAUAAUGUCGCGAUAUUUGGUAAAACUAACAGGUAGUUUUACCAGGGGUGGAAUGUUACGGACGCGACAAAAUUCACGAGCAUACGCGUGAGAAAAUUCAAACUAUAAUAAGAAAGGAAAAAGGUUCACUUUCACCAGGCAGGAGGCAUGCAAGAUUAAUCAAUAGCUGGCAUUGAAAAAUGUCACAUAGGGGUUUGGAUUAGACCAAAUUAGAUAAGAACAUUGGAAAGGUUUGUUCUACGGUAAUUAAAUCACGCGUUGCGUAGGUCAGGCGAAGGAGGUCUAAAACGGAAAAAUAGAAUAACCGACUCGAGUGCGUUCAACUCAGGGUAAGGAACGCAUGUGCAGCACAAUGACCUGCUUUCAAUAGCAUAAACAUUUAAUAACUAAAAAGGUUUAGGAUAGAGCACCAAAACAGAACCUAGCCAUGUGUUUAUUUAGGAUGAAACCAAAAUAGGGAAAGAUCAACGCGAUCUAACGCCACCGCGUUGCGGUAAGCGAGCAAGUAAUAAACACGUGACAAAGGACGGCUUGUUCGAGCCUUGAUAUUUUAAACAAUCAACUACCCGAAAUAGUUAGGCAUAGGGCAUCUCGAAAUGCUAAUAUCAAUAAGGUACCGAAACGGGUAAACAGCAUCCAUCUACGAACGAGAGGAAAACAAAUAGCGAUAAGCGCAAUACGCCCGCAAGCCGUAGCAUAUGGCAGGCAAUAAUAAACUUGCACUUGAUCCUUAAAACAAUUCCAUCGGGUAACCGCUUGCAUCUGAGUAACGUACGCACAGAAGCGGCAAGGAAACACGCGCCUAUGCGCUCGGUGCAAUUAACUAAACAAGGCCGAAUCGGAUCGCAUUACAGAAUCCUAAACUAACAUUAGGAGGUAAACUAGGAAUUUACCCUUACGUUCUUGAAACUAACACACACUUACUGCGUGUAGAAUAAGAACUAAUACCAUUACACUUUGUUAGUAUACAAGCUGGAUAAUUUUUAAUAAACCUUCACUUGUUAUCCGAACUCCGAACCUACGAGUCUUUUCUGUAGGCGAUUCGAGCGGCACUCCACAUUAGGAAUUGAUAUUGAGUUUUCAAUACACAGCCUACUGUCAGAACUGCUCAAUCGCCGAUCUACGGAAAAUAGCAUAUCAACGGCAAAAGAAACUUGCGCAAGAAGUUUCCAGUUGACUAUCCUUCGCGUAGUCAACUUAAUACGGCGGACCGUAGUCCGAUUUGUUCCCGUCAGUAAUACAAGACACGUUAGCCAAGACACCUUAGCCAAGACACCUUAGCCAAGACACAUUAGCCGAGACACAUUAGCCAAGACACAUUAGCCAAGACACCUUAGCCAAGACACCUUAGCCAAGACACCUUAGCCAAGACACCUUAGCCAAGACACAUUAGCCGAGACACAUUAGCCAAGACACCUUAGCCGAGACACAUUAGCCAAGACACAUUAGCCAAGACACAUUAGCCGAGACACAUUAGCCAAGACACAUUAGCCAAGACACCUUAGCCAAGACACAUUAGCCAAGACACCUUAGCCAAGACACCUUAGCCAAGACACCUUAGCCAAGACACCUUAGCCAAGACACAUUAGCCGAGACACAUUAGCCAAGACACAUUAGCCGAGACACCUUAGCCAAGACACCUUAGCCAAGACACAUUAGCCAAGACACCUUAGCCAAGACACAUUAGCCAAGACACCUUAGCCAAGACACAUUAGCCAAGACACCUUAGCCAAGACACCUUAGCCAAGACACCUUAGCCAAGACACAUUAGCCGAGACACAUUAGCCAAGACACCUUAGCCAAGACACAUUAGCCAAGACACCUUAGCCAAGACACCUUAGCCAAGACACAUUAGCCGAGACACAUUAGCCAAGACACCUUAGCCAAGACACCUUAGCCAAGACACAUUAGCCAAGACACCUUAGCCAAGACACAUUAGCCAAGACACCUUAGCCAAGACACAUUAGCCAAGACACCUUAGCCAAGACACCUUAGCCAAGACCCUUUAGCCGAGACACAUUAGCCAAGACACAUUAGCUAAGACACCUUAGCCAAGACACAUUAGCCAAGACACCUUAGCCAAGACACAUUAGCCAAGACACCUUAGCCAAGACACCUUAGCCAAGACACCUUAGCCAAGACACAUUAGCCAAGACACCUUAGCCGAGACACAUUAGCCAAGACACCUUAGCCAAGACACAUUAGCCAAGACACAUUAGCCAAGACACCUUAGCCAAGACACAUUAGCCAAGACACCUUAGCCAAGACACCUUAGCCAAGACACCUUAGCCAAGACACCUUAGCCAAGACACAUUAGCCAAGACACCUUAGCCAAGACACCUUAGCCAAGACACAUUAGCCAAGACACCUUAGCCAAGACACAUUAGCCAAGACACCUUAGCCAAGACACAUUAGCCAAGACACCUUAGCCAAGACACAUUAGCCAAGACACAUUAGCCAAGACACCUUAGCCAAGACACCUUAGCCAAGACACCUUAGCCAAGACACCUUAGCCAAGACACCUUAGACAAGACACAUUAGCCGAGACACAUUAGCCAAGACACCUUAGCCAAGACACCUUAGCCAAGACACCUUAGCCAAGACACAUUAGCCGAGACACAUUAGCCAAGACACCUUAGCCGAGACACAUUAGCCAAGACACAUUAGCCAAGACACAUUAGCCGAGACACAUUAGCCAAGACACAUUAGCCAAGACACCUUAGCCAAGACACAUUAGCCAAGACACCUUAGCCAAGACACCUUAGCCAAGACACCUUAGCCAAGACACAUUAGCCGAGACACAUUAGCCAAGACACAUUAGCCAAGACACCUUAGCCAAGACACCUUAGUCAAGACACAUUAGCCAAGACACCUUAGCCAAGACACAUUAGCCAAGACACCUUAGCCAAGACACAUUAGCCAAGACACCUUAGCCAAGACACAUUAGCCAAGACACAUUAGCCAAGACACCUUAGCCAAGACACCUUAGCCAAGACACCUUAGCCAAGACACCUUAGCCAAGACACCUUAGCCAAGACACAUUAGCCGAGACACAUUAGCCAAGACACCUUAGCCAAGACACCUUAGCCAAGACACCUUAGCCGAGACACAUUAGCCAAGACACCUUAGCCAAGACACCUUAGCCAAGACACCUUAGCCAAGACACCUUAGCCAAGACACCUUAGCCAAGACACAUUAGCCAAGACACCUUAGCCAAGACACCUUAGCCAAGACACAUUAGCCAAGACACCUUAGCCAAGACACAUUAGCCAAGACACAUUAGCCAAGACACCUUAGCCAAGACACCUUAGCCAAGACACCUUAGCCAAGACACAUUAGCCGAGACACAUUAGCCAAGACACCUUAGCCAAGACACAUUAGCCAAGACACCUUAGCCAAGACACAUUAGCCAAGACACCUUAGCCAAGACACAUUAGCCAAGACACCUUAGCCAAGACACCUUAGCCAAGACACCUUAGCCAAGACACAUUAGCCG